CCCAACUAGAAAAAGGAUUUGACCGUGAAAGAAGUGGAAUGGUUUAGCAGUUUGGACUGCGCUUGUUCCUCUGAGGAAGGAGAUAACAAGAGUUCCCGUAUAGCGUUCAUGCUUACAGAGGGUCAGGCGCUGCCUGGAGUCAACGCGCACGAGUCCAGCGCCAUGAAACUGAAUCCCCAACAAGCUCCACUCUAUGGAGAGUGUCUCUUGACUGUACAGCUCGAUGAUGAUGAUGUGUGUCGUGCUGAGGGAGAACAAGAGGAGGUGGAGUUUUUUCUUUUAUUAUCAGGAUCCACCCAAAGACAUCUGACUAGCACACUGCGAGUCAGCCACGUCACACUGCAGGCUGUGUGUCCAGGCCAUAAUGUGUGUGAGCAGGUCUCGGUGACGCUGUGUUUGGCUCGUCCUGGUGAACCAGUGGACACACACUCACAGGUGGCAUUCUGCUUCGUACAGGACUUGGCUCUCGACAUGGCCCAUUUACUGCUUGACAACACAGCUCCGCAGGAAGCAUUACUAUUGACUGAUAAGCAGAUUCCAUUGAAAGAGUGUGAGAGGUUGGAUCACUGCCUUGCCUUGGCCCUGAAACACCUCACCCUGCCCCGCCAGACGACAGUUGUGGACAGGCAGAUGAGUAACCAGCCAGUGUCUGUCACAGCGACAGACAUAAAUGCACACACGAACAGACACAACACAAGGACACACAAGGAAACAUGGAUGGACGGCGCCACGCUGCUGGACAGCUGCUCUGCUGUUUCCCAGUGCCAGCAGCUCUCCAACCUGCUGCACUUGGCAGCCAGUUAUGGUCUGGGGACCGUGGCAUCGUUCCUCCUGCAGCAGCCGGGAGGCAGGGAGGCGCUAAGGAGGCCCAACACUCAGGGACUAACACCAGCAUGUCUGGCAGAGAGCAGAGGACAUCAGCAGCUGAAGGAGUUCUUCUCACAGUAUGAGACGUCCUCAGAUGUCCAAGUGGAACCAAAAGAGCAGCCACACUUUUACACAGAAGGCCGAGUGUUUCAGCACCAUGCAAAACUUGGUACCUACACCCUAACAUUCCCUGACCUUCAUCAGAGGGAGGGGGGAGCAGAGACAAAAAGCAGUGAAGAUUUCUGCUUACAGGAGGAGGUGAAGGAGCUGAGGAGACUUAUUCAUCUUCAUAGAGACAGAAAGAGAAAAUCAGAUCUUGCUGGUAACAUCACACCUCCACAUACCUCCACAUCCUCCUCCAUCGAUCAUGAGCAAGCCAGCCCUGCCUGUGGGCUGCAGCCCUGCUCUAACGGCCAACAAGAGAGCAAGCAGGAUGUAGGCCUGGCUGUGGUAACCAUAGAGAACUGUAUCACAACAACAAAGGAUCACAGAGGUCCUCCAUUAUUGGAGGACAAAACACGAGGGGCUGACUCUACUGUCGUCACUCAAACAUCCUGUGCCAGUGGAAGUCUUUGUCAGAGCCAGGAAGCUGGGGGGGAACAGAAGGGUGCACCAGCUGCCAACUCUCCUGCUCGUCGUAACAGGAAAAACAAAAAGAGAACCACAAGAAAUGCAACAGAAUCUCUAGAAAAUAAAAGAUGCACCCAAGAGGGUGGAAGGGGGAUUGCACGGAGGCCCACAAAGACACCAAGAAGUAGAACAGAGAUACAUGGAACUAUUUCAGUCAGACAACCAGCAGGGGCAUCUGUGAUUGGUGACAGAGAAGCCACAAAAACUCAGUGUAGUCCCGGAACAGAAGAGACUCCGUUACCCAUAAAGCCAGUGACUGCACCAGGUGGUGAUAGGAAGUGUGCUGGCAGGAAGACAGUUGCCUUGCCUACCACAACCAUCAUAGAAAAACAGGAAGGAGAGAAGUGGGAAGUUGACCUGCUGAUAUGUGAGCGAGUUGUAGAGACAGAGACGGAACAGGGAGACCCGGCAAAAGCAGCUAAAUUUAACUUGGGAUCAGCUGCCGAAAAGAAAGUAACCAUGGGUCAGGAACAAUCCCAGGAUCCCCAGGAAAGCCAGUCAGACCCAGAGGAGCCAAGCCAACCUGACACAAUGAACAAGAGUCCUCAGUCUGGCAGGAGGAUCAGCCACAAGUCCCCAGACAUGGAAAGAAAUCCCCGUAGAGGACUAUGGAGGGAUGGAGGCUGGAUUGGAGGCAGAACGGGAUCAACCCCACAUGAGCCACAAACGGGAGCAAAAACAGUCUGGUAUGAAGGUGAAAACCUAGAGCAGGGUGUCCAUGAAGACUGGAACAGAAUGGAUGUGAACUCCCAGUCAGUUUGGUAUGACAGUGACACAGUGGAUCAGAGAAAACAUGAACAGCUGGAGCAGGGACUGAGAGAGCAGAAAGAAUGUGAUUUGAACUCACUCCACGCUUCUGGUCUUAGUUCUCCACAGCUGUUAGAACAGGGUCUUAGUUCUCAUCAACUGUCUGCAGCUCUUAGUCAGCCUCUUGUUGCUGGACCACAGCCAGCACUGUCACAUGGGCCGAGUGCACAAAAACGGGAAGUACAUGGAUCACAGCAAGGGGAGGAAGUAGGGCUGGAUCAGAAGGAGGGAGGAGUGGAAGGAGACAGAGAGGAGGUUGGUAACAGAGAGACCACUUACAGCAGAAAGAGUUCUGAAACAGCAGACAUCGAAGAGGGAGGAGAAGAGAAGAAAGGAAGUGAAGAGAAAGGAGCAAAGAGCAGAAAAAAGAGGAAGAAGAAGAAAGGGAAGAGAGGAGACCCAGAGGCCAAGCUUAGCUCCAGCUCCAGUAUAGAGUCUCAGAGUCAGAUAGACGUACAGACACGGAGUGAACAAGUGACAAACCUGGACACUCCGUCAGAGCCAGAAGCCAAGGAUAAAACAGGAAGGGCAGACGUCCAGUUGCCCUGUGCUUCUGAGCCAAGCUGGAGAGUAGAAGCUGACAAGGACGCCAUGCAUCUACCCAGCCAGAAAGAGGGCCAGACCAGGGAAGCUCAUGGAUCUGACUGUGACAUUACAAACUCUGAUCCUUGUUACACAACUUCAGAGUUCAGUCUGACAGAUCUGACUGAAGGUACAGCUUCACAGAUAUUUAAAACAAAGGAAUUAUCAGAGGACGAGGCCAGGACGUUUCAUGAACCUGAUGACUUUUACCUCCAUUCUACUGUCACUGCUUCAGAACUUAGUGAAGUGGACAUCAUAAAGGCAAAGGUAGAGGAAACUGCAACCGUUCAACCAAUAGGAAAGGACGUGCUUCACCCUACAGAGCUGGAAUUAAAGGGGCUUACCAGUCCAGGCCAACAAACAGCGGAUAAUGCGGAGUCAAAGGCAUUGUCAGAAAAUGAGGAUUUGCCAGUUGCUGGUAAAUCUGCAGCAUCCGUGGACCAGACAGGUUUUCUGGAAUCUAACUCUCCAGAGGAACUUCCUGUAAAACAUUCAGAUCCUACAGAAUUCGCAGAAGAGCCAUUUCUUGGGGCACUGCCUGAACAUAAUAUACAACAUGUUCAACCUUUGGACUCGAAGAAACCAGUACAACCUGUGGAUCCCAUUGGUAGACCCGUAAGAUUUAUGGAAGCUGGGGUUCUGCCUAUUGAAGGUACAGCGGAUGUUUCACCACUUGAAAUACAGGAAGGAAGGGCCGAGACAACUCCUAGGGAAUAUUUAGAGCAUUGUUUGGCCUCUGAGAUGCUGAAAGAUCAGGAGCAAAAGAGAAAUGAGCUGUGGGUGGGUGAAGAGGAAGUCAGUGUAGAAAGACAUUGGGAGAGGAGGAGUGAAGAAAGAAAUGACAGUGGGGCGGUACAUGGCAAGGAGUUAACUUCCAUAGACAGAGGGGAAAAGGUGGAGGAUGAGGACUGUCAUUCCUUACAGAGAGAAAAAGUGCAGAACUACAAUGAAGAUCUAGUUGCCACAGCGGUAGCAAUUGUUACUGUAGCAAUGGCAUCAGCCAUAGUUAGCAUAGAAUUGAGCCAACAGUUAGCAGACAAUCAGUUAAGGAGGCAAGAGUCUGCUAGCAAAGAACCAGCAAAUAAUCCACCAUUAGCACAGGACACCAGUGAACCAAUAGAUACAUCACACCAGCUGGCAGACGAUUUACUUAACACUGCUCAAGCCACACAACUGUGUGCACAGCUGAUAAACAAAGACAAAGAGAACUGUCAACUGUUAGCAAUGACUCCAACUGACACCGAAAGCCAACAUAGAGAAUGGUCACAUAUUGAACCUACUGAUCAGUUCACAUCUAAAGAACAGGUUAACGUUGAAAUAUUGGAGCAGUCUGAUUCUGUAGUGUCACAGUGUAGCACUGAGACAGAAAAGCUACUAGCAGCACCUCUAAGUAGCAACCAGCAGGCUAACCUUGACCUGUCAGCACACACUCCUAGUUUACCACAACUCUGCAAAGAGGAUAUUCAAAGCAAACUCUUCACAUAUUCACUACCUAAAGAAGAAGACAGCCUACUGCAAGUUAAUAUGAAACCUUUCCCCGAAGUAAAUAAAAUGAUUACAGCUGAGGUAGAUGGCCAAGGUCACAUGCAGACAGAAAUCCAGCUGCAAGAAGAAAUCCAAGUUUCCUGUCCCAUUAUAGACACAGGACAACUUCCCGAGGCUUCUGACACAUUCUGUCCUGAUUCUGACGAGAAUCCCAGACUGGGAGAACGUAGAGACCCCCCAAGAUCAGUCUGUCAGAAUGAGAGCGAUAGACAGCACUUAGAUUCACAUUGUCCACACAGUACAAAACAUGAUAGAGAUGCUAAAGGAGAGGAAGGAAUGCAGGUGCAUGAGCAUGACAGCGUUCACCAGCUGGAUGGUCAAAUUACAUCACCAUGUGAAGGGGAGAUUCCCACUUUGCCACUUUCUUGUGGUUCACUUCCUGUUACCCCCUGUGACUUGGCUCCCCUGGAGGAACCAGCUGUCGCUAUGGAUAAUGAGGAUGGUGUGUUUGAAGGGCUGGAUAAAGACUCUGUGGAUACAGUGGAUGGAAGGACGGAGAGAGAAAUUAAUAAGAUGAAAAGUGAAAAGGAAGUACAGAAAGCGAUGGUCACAGUGGAGGAAACAUCCCAGACAGAAGCAGAAACGGUCCCAGCAGCAAAAGAAGAGUGUCAACAGGCCUGGACAGACUCAGACAGUGCACACAUUCUACAGAUCCAAAGGGAGAGGGAUGUUCUCUACCCUGUCCAGCCCUGCCCUGAGGCCAACACUGUAAUAGUAUGUACAGACAUCCAUCCAGACAGAGAGGAUUGUGUGUCAGUGUGUCUGUUGCACAGAGACAAAGGCAGUCUGAAAGCCAGUGCUGAACUGGAUGACAGUCACUUUAAAAAGCCCAAAGAUCCUCCCCCCUGUGUUGGACACAGGGACAGAGGGGUCCAUGUCUCCUGUUCCUCUACAGAUGAUGCAUUGAUACAGGGAACCCUCUGUCCUAGUGAGGGAGCUUUGUCAGCGGGCACAUCUGAUGCUGUGGUCUCUCAGAGCUCCAGAUUGUCCUGGAAGUUAAAAACAGAGGACAGAGGAGGAGGGGGAGGAGAAGAAGAGAAAAAAGACCAGCUUCUACAAAGUCCUGUCUCCUCUCCCAUGUUGCCAGCCUCCAUGAGUUCCUUGUCUCCGUUCCGUCGUCACAGCUGGGAACCAGGCAGGAACAACGCCGCUGCAGAUAAUGACAUCACACAGCGCAGCUCAUUGAUGAGCCUGUCAGGAGAGGCGAAGAGAGCCAAGCCCCUCCUCCACAGGAGAAGUAUAAGUUGGUGUCCAUCCAACCUGCGUCGUCCUGAUCAGGAGCAAAUAGACAAUAGAAGCUACAGUCUGGAGGGUCUGGAGGUGGAGAGGGUAGCAGUCAGGGUCCAGUGUCCCAGCCUCAGCGGUCAGGAGGAGAGGACCGCGGGGAGGAGUUCACUCCUGGAGAGCCAGGAGAGAGGCUCGCUGGUAUCCCUCACUGAGGAGGAGCAGGAAGGAGACGGAAGUAGUGUCAAUAGCCAGGUCCUGUCAGUGACAGCCAGCUGUCCUGCUAUGUUCCAUCACCAAACCCUCACCAAAUCCAUCUCCAUGGUUACUAUCAGUCAGCGUGAUAUAGAUGGGGGGAACUUAUUCUCCAGUAAUUCCGGGUCACUGGAAUACAGUAUUUCAGAGGAGGAGCCGGGCCCUCUGCGGAGCGACACUGAGGUAAAAGGAGGACCUAAAUUCAGUCGGACAUUCAGCUACCUCCGCAGCAAGAUGAGCAAGAAAGGCAAGGAGAAGGAGAGGAGAGGAGAGAGGGAACGGGAGAGUAAAGAGAGAGAAAAGAAGAGUGCAAACGGCCAUCUCUUCUUCCCAGUCAAUCCGUCCCCUUCCACAGCCUGUCAGCACUGCACCAAACUUCUGUACAAUAAGGAAAGCUUCAUCUGCAACAACUGUGGAGUCCAUGUCCAUAAAUGCUGCAGAGAGAGUCUGUCUAUCUGUACAAAGAGCAAAAUAAAGCAAUCGCUGGUGCCAGAAGCGGCUCCUGGGUCAGCUGCUAACAUGAGGAGUAAAUCUACAUCUUCAGCAUCAUCUGUGUCAUCCACAUCCUCCUCAUCGUCACGGGAACGCUGGUCCACAAUAACCACCCCUGAUGACCAGCUUCCUGUGGUGGUUCCACGAAGACAUCCCAGCAUCUUCAGCUCACACAGCAACCUGGCCAAGAGCAUCUCCAUCAGCAACAUAGCAGGGUUAGAUGAUGUUCCUCUGAAAAGCCGGAAGUUUCUGUCCCAGUCCACUGAUUCUCUUCAUCAGGGGAGCAAAGUCAAUGCCUCGAUGGAGUCACUAACCGAUGAAGGUAGCAUCAACAAAUACACAAACUGUGAAAACAUGUGCUCCAUAUGCGCCCUUGGCUUUGAUGAAGAUUAA
This is a messenger RNA of Micropterus dolomieu (smallmouth bass), 6795 nucleotides long. RefSeq lists its product as uncharacterized. The record is from RefSeq and is a predicted model, not a curated record. Gene Ontology annotation, biological process: regulation of Rho protein signal transduction; positive regulation of canonical NF-kappaB signal transduction; adrenergic receptor signaling pathway. Gene Ontology annotation, molecular function: MAP kinase scaffold activity. Gene Ontology annotation, cellular component: membrane; actin cytoskeleton. NCBI's taxonomy places the organism in Eukaryota, Metazoa, Chordata, Actinopteri, Centrarchiformes, Centrarchidae. The coding region runs from base 109 to 6795 and encodes 2228 amino acids. The transcript is spliced from 27 exons.